CUGGGGAGGUGGCCCCGACCCGGCCUGCACCUCCUCUUCCUCUCCUUGUCAUCUCUAGGGGAAGGGGUGGGCCGGCCCCGGGUGUCACCCCAUUCACUUCAAACACCCCUUGUUUUUCUGUGACGUUGGGUUAGGCCCCGGCCCUCUCCAAUUUUAACAUGGGGGUUAAGAUUCAUUCCCGUGGUCCCUAGAAGCAGAGGGGCUGUUUGGGGGGGGGUGUCUGAGCAUGGGGGCCUGCUCAUCACCCGCACCUCCUUCCUGAGCCUUCCAGAGCCUUCUGGUCACUGGCACCCAGACCUCCUCCGAGGGCCUGACCGCUUUGCUUUGGGGACGCUUUCCCCUCUCCCUCAUCAGGGCGGCUCACAGUCUGUCACUUCAGCCCUUCUCUGGCCUUCCUUCCAAGUUGGAAUUAAGAUGACUCCAAACCAGGUGUGGUGAGGAUCAGCUAUAAUCCCAGCUACUCAGGAGGAAAAGGGCCCUGUGGAAGAAAGGAAAGGAAACAAGCCAGUUCCGUGGAAUUCAGCUGGCAGCUGAAGCAGGACCCUGACACCCUGCACCCCUGGUCUCCUCAGGAAUGAAGGUCAUCGCCAUCCUCAUUGUCUGCGUCUCCUGCUGGCCCGCCCCCUCCCUCGGCAGCUUCUGGCAGUUCCAGAGGAUGGUCAAGCACAUCACGGGCCGCAGCGCCUUCUUCUCUUAUUAUGGAUAUGGCUGCUACUGUGGACUUGGGGGCAAAGGGAUUCCCGUGGACGACACUGACAGGUGCUGCCGGGCACAUGACUGCUGCUACCAGAAGCUGAAGGCGCUGGGCUGCCAGCCGGUGCUGAACACCUACCAGUUCUACAUCGCCAACGGGACCGUGGCAUGUAGAUGCUCCCUGGGUGUUGGAGCCAGCUGCUUCUGCGGGCUGCAGGCCUGUGAGUGCGACAAGCAAUCCGUGUACUGCUUCAAAGAGAGCCUGCCCACCUACGAGAGAAACUUCAAGCAGUUCUACUCCGGCCACCCCCAGUGCAGAAAGCGCAAGCGGGAGUGCUAGCGCCACCCCCUGUCCCUGAGCGUCGCCCUCCCUCACAUGGCCGCCAGCCCUGGGGAGGUGAGAAGUGAGGAGACAGACUCCUUGCCCCACGGUGGGUGGAGAUGACCAGGACACAAGGAAGAUCUGGGAGGAGAGAGGCCCUGGAUCUACCCCCAUCUCCCCUCCAGCUCACCCCCACUCCGCUCCCAAUCAGGGUACAGGGUCGGCCAAGAAUUCAGAUUCAUAACCCAGAUCUGGCGGAGAGCGAGCGGAGAGGUGGGCAGAAAGGUCCCCAGGCAUCACACCCGAGUGCGGUGUGGGCCGCAGGUCCCCAGGCAGGGGAACCGUGCUGUGCUGGCAUCCCAGGAGUCGGGGUACCACGAGGACCCGAACUCCCACCCCUGCCUGGCCAGGGUUGGGAAGAUGUCAAGAAACCAGGGGUGGUGGGGAGGGGGACAUGGCAAAUCAGCGGGGUCCCAGGCUCCACCCAGAUGUAGGAACCUCUUAUUCCACCAGAUGUCCAUUUUAAUAAACGUGGACGUGUGCACCCCGGGUGGGGGGGGGAGGGGGUGGACCCUGGGCAUGACAGCGCCUGACCGGAACGGGAGGUGGCCAACAUGGUCUCACACUGGCCUUUCCCACCGUGAUGCUCAGCCUGCUCACCCAACAGCGGGGUCUCCCUGAGCCGCACUGGCCCGGUGACUCGGUGCUCACUAGGAGGCAGGCAGAGGGAGGAUCUGCUGGCUGUACUUGGCCUUGGCCUCUGUGGUCCAGAGCACGUCCCUCUCCACCUGCCUUUUCUGCUCAGUGUCCCAGAGGACACCCCCUUUCCCUCCCCUCCUCCCCCUGCAAGUCUCCAGAACUGUGAGCUGCAUUAAAG
Dipodomys ordii (Ord's kangaroo rat) is the source of this 1892-nucleotide messenger RNA. RefSeq names its product phospholipase A2, group IIC (gene Pla2g2c). The transcript has 7 exons. The record is from RefSeq and is a predicted model, not a curated record. Gene Ontology annotation, biological process: lipid catabolic process; positive regulation of fibroblast proliferation; fatty acid biosynthetic process. Gene Ontology annotation, molecular function: signaling receptor binding; calcium ion binding; phospholipid binding. Bases 575 to 1033 code for a protein of 152 amino acids. NCBI's taxonomy places the organism in Eukaryota, Metazoa, Chordata, Mammalia, Rodentia, Heteromyidae.